Messenger RNA from Thyridium curvatum, 1590 nucleotides. RefSeq lists its product as uncharacterized. The transcript has 3 exons. Gene Ontology annotation, molecular function: protein kinase activity; ATP binding. The record is from RefSeq and is a predicted model, not a curated record. The coding region runs from base 1 to 1590 and encodes 529 amino acids. Gene Ontology annotation, biological process: regulation of mRNA processing; protein phosphorylation; spliceosomal complex assembly. Lineage: Eukaryota; Fungi; Ascomycota; Sordariomycetes; Thyridiales; Thyridiaceae.
AUGAACCCCUCGCCCACGUCGAGCUCGUCGCCCGAGGACGCCGCCGAGAACACGGCCGACGAGGAGGACUCGGAGGACUACUGCAAGGGAGGAUACCACCCGGUGCAGAUCGGCGAGGACUUCAAGAACGGCAAGUACACGGUCGUGCGCAAGCUGGGCUGGGGCCACUUCUCGACCGUGUGGCUGUCGCGCGACAACACGUCGGGCAAGCACGUCGCCCUCAAGGUCGUGCGCUCCGCCGCGCACUACACCGAGACGGCCAUCGACGAGAUCAAGCUGCUCAACAAGAUCGUGCAGGCCAACCCCGGCCACCCGGGCCGCAAGCACGUCGUCAGCCUGCUCGACUCGUUUGAGCACAAGGGCCCGCACGGCACCCACGUCUGCAUGGUCUUCGAGGUCCUCGGCGAGAACCUGCUCGGCCUCAUCAAGAAGUGGAACCACCGCGGCAUCCCCAUGGCCCUCGUCAAGCAGAUCACCAAGCAGGUGCUGCUGGGCCUCGACUACCUGCACCGCGAGUGCGGCAUCAUCCACACCGACCUCAAGCCCGAGAACGUGCUCAUCGAGAUUGGCGACGUCGAGCAGAUCGUCAAGAAGGUCGUCAAGAGCGACCCUUCCUCGUCCUCGUCGGCGGACAACAAGGAGAACAACCGCAAUGGCAGGAGGCGGCGGCGCACCCUCAUCACGGGCAGCCAGCCCCUGCCGAGCCCCCUCAACGCCAGUUUCAACCACGCCAACCUGUUUCCUUCUUCCAACUCGCACUCCAGCCUGGGGCAGAUGCUGCACGAGGUUCAAGUACUGACGCCGGAGCAAACAGGCUCAAAUAAAUCAAAAGAACCGUCACCGAGACCCGACGAAGACAAGCAAAAGCAGCGGGAAAAGACAGCCGACCUCCUGACGAGAGAAGUCUCCGGCAUAUCCCUCGACAAGUCGUCGUCCUCGUCGACGACGACGUCGACCGGCGAGAAGCGCAAGGCCGAGGACGCCCACGCAUUUGACAUUAUCAGCGUCAAGAUUGCCGACCUGGGCAACGCCUGCUGGGUCAACCACCACUUCACCAACGACAUCCAGACGCGGCAGUACCGCUCCCCCGAGGUCAUCCUGGGCGCCAAAUGGGGCGCCAGCACCGACGUCUGGAGCAUGGCCGCCAUGGUCUUCGAGCUCAUCACGGGCGACUACCUCUUCGACCCGCAGUCGGGCACCAAGUACGGCAAGGACGACGACCACAUCGCCCAGAUCAUCGAGCUGCUGGGGCCCUUCCCCAAGUCGCUGUGCCUGUCGGGAAAGUGGUCGCAGGAGAUCUUCAACCGCAAGGGCGAGCUGCGCAACAUCCACCGGCUGCGGCACUGGGCGCUGCCCGACGUCCUGCGCGAGAAGUACCACUUCAAGGAGGACGAGGCGCGGCGCAUCUCGGACUUCCUGACGCCCAUGCUCGAGCUCGUGCCCGAGCGCAGGGCCAACGCCGGCGGCAUGGCGGGCCACGCCUGGCUCGACGACACGCCUGGCAUGAAGGGCGUGCGGGUCGACGGCCUCGAGGUCGGCAGCCGCGGGGAGGGGAUCGACGGGUGGGCUACCGAGAUUAGGAAACGGUAG